ACCGCAGCAUUUGAAUCAACGCAAAUCAACGAAUAUAGCUAUUAGGUACAAGAUUACACAAACAAAAAGUGGACUUAGAUCAAAGUAAAUAAAUAUUCAGAAAAAAGUUACAGUGUAUCGAAGCAGUGCAGUGCAUCAAAGGGGAUCAACGCCCCCAUCAGGAAGAUAAAAGUCCCACUCGCGAGGGUAAAAUUAUCCAAGCAUCACCGGAAGUCAGUGUGUAAAUGUUUGUACUACCGCAUUUCGUUGGUCGUGUUCGGAAGUGAAGCAAAAAGAUAGCAAAAUUCAGAGCAGCAAGUGAAUUCGUUCCUAAAACGGCGUAAAUCAUGGCGGACCAUGAUUUCGCACCGAGCUUCACGCAGAAGCCUCAGCUGCGCCAGGAGGACGACGGCAAUCGGUUAGUGUUCGAGUGUCAGUUGAUCGCGAAGCCCAAACCGGCGAUCGAGUGGUACCGUAGUGAAGAGCUCCUGUCACAGAAUGCCCGCACCAAGUUUAAGAUCCAGUCGUUCGGCGAGAACAAGUACUUUGUGGUGCUAGAGCUGGACGAUGUGAUCGAUACGGAUGCCGGUCUGUACAAGGUCAAGGCGAAGAACCGGAUGGGCGAGGUGUCGGCGUCGAUCAACCUGAACUUCAGUCAGAGGAUAGAUAAGCGAGAGCGACAAAUCGACGGACUCGCACCGACCUUCAUCAAGAAGCCCUCGAUCCAGCAGGAGAACGACGGCAAGCGGUUAAUAUUCGAGUGCCAGAUUCAGGCCGAUCCGAAACCACAGAUCAGGUGGUCCCACAACAGCAAAGUGAUCGAUAACACCCCAAGGCAUAAGUUCAAAGUACAAAACGAUGGCAAGCUGUACUUCGCGACGCUGGAGGUGGACAACGUGUCGUUCGAGGAUUCCGGCAAGUACAAGGUGACGGCCAAAAACGAGCUGGGCGAAUCGAGCGCGACAAUCAGUUUGAACUUCGACACGAACGAAAACGAUCGAGGCUUUGCUCGUCGUUGGAGAAACCGAAGAUCAUCCGAACAAACGCGACGCUGA
Messenger RNA from Armigeres subalbatus, 1034 nucleotides. Its product is annotated as twitchin-like. The coding region runs from base 327 to 1034 and encodes 235 amino acids. The transcript is spliced from 5 exons. NCBI's taxonomy places the organism in Eukaryota, Metazoa, Arthropoda, Insecta, Diptera, Culicidae. The record is from RefSeq and is a predicted model, not a curated record.